Messenger RNA from Triticum aestivum (bread wheat), 545 nucleotides. Its product is annotated as KDEL-tailed cysteine endopeptidase CEP1-like. The coding region runs from base 22 to 504 and encodes 160 amino acids. The record is from RefSeq and is a predicted model, not a curated record. The transcript is spliced from 2 exons. NCBI's taxonomy places the organism in Eukaryota, Viridiplantae, Streptophyta, Magnoliopsida, Poales, Poaceae.
UCAUUCCCCUCUCACUGAUUGAUGGCUUCCAUCGUGUCCAAGCUCGUGCGGGCAGCCGUCGCUGGUGGCAGUCGCCCGCCCAUCUCCCCGGGGCCGUGUCUCCGCCGGCACUGCCAGCUGACCGGCGACGCCCUCCGGCGCAUGUGCGGCGGCGUCUCCCCUGCAGCUGCAGCUGCAGCUCCAGCUCCAGCUCCAGAGCCGGAAGAAGAAGAGAAAUGCAUGGGACCCGAUUCAGAAGACACAGAUUGCCUCGAUGUUGCUGAUGAGAAUUGCCUCAAGUCCAAGGAGUCCCUGUGGCCCGUGUACGAGUACUGGUGCGAGUAUCAUGAGCUAUCACGCAGCCCUGCGGAGAUGCGCCGCCGGUUCAAGACAUUUAGCAAGACGGCAAGGCGCGUGCACGAGUUCAACAAGUCGGGCGCGAGCAACAAGUUAAGGCUCAACCAGUUUGCAGACAUGACCUUCGCGGAGACGAAGAGGCGUUUUAAUUCUAGCAAAUACUCCUAAAAUAGAAUUUGGGUUUAAUAAAGGCUGUUUUUCCUACAUCU